AUGUGUUACUUAACUGUGAAACAAUUGCGAAUUUUAACAGAAUCAAAAGUGGAAAAGAUGUGGAAAUCUAUUCACCAAGGACCAGUAGCGCGAAUAGCUUUUUUCAGUGGAGGUCCAAUCAUGGCUUCUGGAGGAAGCGAUAGCAGUGUUAGGCUUUGGAAUUUAGAGCAUCAUGCCUGUACAUAUAAUUUAAAAGGCGUUCAAGGCGUUGUCAGCAUCUUGGUAUUCCAUCCGGACCCUAAAAAACAGCUUCUUUUUGCUGCGGGUGACGACACAAUAAUUCACGGAUGGAAUAUACAAAAAGGGGAGCAAAGGCUGUUAUUGAAUGGUCACUUUAGUAACGUUACUUCUCUCUCCUUUCACGAGGACGGAGUGCACAUGCUUAGUUCUGGGCGGGACAAGGUUCUGAUAUUGUGGGACAUUUCUCAAGGAUCUUCGAUCAGAGUUUUGCCAGUUUAUGAAGGAGUCGAGGGGGCUUUUAUAAUUCCAUGCGAAGCCCCUCUGUCAGAUUCAAUAAAACGUAAAAAGUCAGAAAUAUAUGCUGCCUCUGCAGGAGAAAAGGGAAUCAUCAAAAUAUGGAAAAUGAAAGCUGGUAGCGAAGUUUAUGCACAGGACAAUUCUUUGGUACCAGCUGCCAAAGAAGCAGGAGGUCUCUCCGUAACGAAUUUAUUGUACAAUGCAGUUAGCAAUAGUGUCGCUCUUGUAUCUGCUGAUCAAAAUAUUAUAAUCCAUUCAAUUGAAAGCUUCCAAUGCAAAAAACAGUUGGUAGGUUACAGCGCUGAAAUUCUGGACCUUAUUUACGUCGGUGAAGGAGACACUCAUCUUGCAGUUGCAUCGAACAGCUGCGAUAUAAAAUUCUAUGAGUUAGAAACAAUGAAUUGCCAACUGCUAGGAGGUCACACUGAUUUUGUUAUGUCUCUAAGCAGCACUCCAGCUAAUCGAAAUCUUUUUGCCUCGUCAGGAAAAGAUAACAGUGUCAGGUUGUGGCUCUUGGACAAAAAUUCUCUCCAAGUAUCUUGCAUUGGAGUUGGAGUUAGACACACAGAAUCUGUUGCUUCUGUUGCACUUUCGCAAUCAUUGACAAAAUUCUUCGCCUCUGUGAGCAAGGACUCUUGCCUCAAAUUGUGGGAUGUACCUGAAACACUUAACCAAGCCGAUGCUGUGACACUUAAUGCGACUUAUUCCGUCAAAGCUCAUGACUCGGAUAUCAACUGUGUAACAGUUUCUCCUAACGAUAGAUUUAUUGCUACUGGUGCUCUUGAUAAAACGGCGAAGCUCUGGGAUGCGAGUAAUUUACAACAACUGGGAGUAUUUCGAGGUCAUAGAAGAAGCGUCUGGUGCGUUAGAUUUUCGCCCAUUGAUCAAGUUCUUUUGACAUCAUCUGCAGAUUGUACAUUAAAAAUUUGGUCUUUAACGGAAUUGAAUUGCUUGAAGACUUUCGAAGGACACGAAGCUUCUGUAAUCAGAGCAGAAUUCUUAUCUCGAGGGAUGCAAAUAAUAACGUCUUCUGGAGAUGGUUUAGUGAAAUUGUGGAGUGUCAAGACUUCUGAGUGCAUUUCUACUUUGGAAAAACAUGAAUCUGCAGUAUGGGCCCUGAAAGUUAACAGAAUUGAAACACAUCUUGUCAGUGGAGGAAGCGAUUCAAUGAUUAUCGUUUGGCGCGAUGUUACGCAGGAAAAUAAAGCAAAGUUAAUCGCUGAAAAGGAAAAUUUGAUCCUCGAGGAGCAGAAACUCGCUAAUCUACUUAAAGCUGAGAAAUUAACGUCAGCCUUAAAUCUCGCUUUAAAGCUGGAGAGACCACUUCAAACUCUGAAAAUUAUUGAAGGCAUUAUUAAGAAGAACGAGGAGGACUUGGUUCAUACUAUACGGGAAUUGAAACCAGCCCGUCAGGAAUCGUUGCUCAAAUGUGCCGUUGUUUGGAAUACAAACAGCCGUAAUUCUCAAGCUGCUCAGUUGGUGAUAAAUGCGUUAUUGUAUGAAAUCGGAAGCGAUCAUUUGCAGGCCGUGGGAAUCACCUCAUCUCUGGAGGCAUUGAUCCCUUACACGGAGCGUCAUUUCAAAAGAUUGACUGGUUUACUUCAAGAUCUUCACCUCCUCAGUUACACAGUACAUCGCAUGAAACCUCUCAGCACCCCAAUGAAUAUCGACUGAUCUAAACGAUCUUGUAAUAUAUAGAAAAUAAAUUAUUAUUACUUUUUUAAAAUUGAAAA
Belonocnema kinseyi is the source of this 2210-nucleotide messenger RNA. RefSeq names its product transducin beta-like protein 3. The record is from RefSeq and is a predicted model, not a curated record. Gene Ontology annotation, cellular component: nucleolus; 90S preribosome; small-subunit processome. The coding region runs from base 1 to 2151 and encodes 716 amino acids. The transcript is spliced from 12 exons. Lineage: Eukaryota; Metazoa; Arthropoda; Insecta; Hymenoptera; Cynipidae. Gene Ontology annotation, molecular function: U3 snoRNA binding; protein binding. Gene Ontology annotation, biological process: endonucleolytic cleavage in 5'-ETS of tricistronic rRNA transcript (SSU-rRNA, 5.8S rRNA, LSU-rRNA); endonucleolytic cleavage to generate mature 5'-end of SSU-rRNA from (SSU-rRNA, 5.8S rRNA, LSU-rRNA).